Thermochaetoides thermophila DSM 1495 is the source of this 1230-nucleotide messenger RNA. RefSeq lists its product as uncharacterized. The coding region runs from base 1 to 1230 and encodes 409 amino acids. The record is from RefSeq and is a predicted model, not a curated record. Lineage: Eukaryota; Fungi; Ascomycota; Sordariomycetes; Sordariales; Chaetomiaceae. The transcript has 2 exons.
AUGGCUACCCUGGACGAAAAGAUUCCCGAGAACCAGAGUCUCGGGUCAGCGUCAGCUCCGCCAGCGGCACCAUCACGUGCUGCUAGUGCGACUGGUGCGGCAGCGGAUCAGCCACGCUUUGCGCCCGGCUUCUUGGGUGUCACGGAAACAAAGGGCUUUUCCCCAUGCGACUCAUCGCCUGCCACACGUAACGGCAGCGGCAGCUGUUCGGAUAGGGAUCAACUUAAAAGAGCAGGCCACAACCUUUCACAACGCGCAACAAUUACGGGUAAACGUAGGGCGGUUGUGGUGGAGUUGAAACGGUCGGACGAAGGGUUAAAUAAACUAGCUGGUCUUGGGGCCCGCCUCGGACCUGAAAGCGUGCAUGUAGCACCAACAUCAACGGCGAUCCCCCUCCCCUUCAACAUUAACAAAUUCCCCUUCAUCCGCCCCCCUCCCCCACUCCCAUUCACCCCGCCUAGACUGGACCCCAUGCCCGGCCCGCCGCUGUCGUCGUCUGAGUUAUCAUCACUCGUGGACCGUCACCCUAACGACUUGGCAUCAGCCCCGCCAACCUUUGGCUCUGAUCUGCUCAGCAUGCCGAAUCCGGAUUACGCCGAGGGUAUAGACGACGCCGAGGUGAAGAGUAUUGCUAGCGGAGUGAGCGAGGGAUCUUCGACACAACAGCAACAGCAACAGCAGCAGGGGUCCGGGUCGGGGGUGCCGACGAAGAGGAGGUCAUAUAAUAAGACAGCGCCGAUUGGGUUUUCAAAAGAGGAAGUUUUGGGGGUUUGGACUUCGGCUCUGACGUCGGGAUUUAAGCCUGUAGCGGGGAAUGGGAGUGAGAUUGAGUUUGUGACUAGGACAGUAUAUGCGGAGAGUUUGGCCCAGGGUAAUCGGAUCCCGGGUAGUGAGGUGACGUUGAGUGGGAAUAAUGCACUGGGGGAGAAUGAUUCCUCGUCGGGCAAGGAGUCGGGAGAUAGGGAGAAGAUGGGGGAGAAGCAACAAGCCCAGUCUCUAUCCGCGCAACAAACCGAGCAACAAGAACAGGAUCACCAUCAGCAGCAGGAGAUUGAGGUCCAGGGAGAGAUUAUUUCAGUGCUGGAUGGAAAUGGACAUGGCUGGACCAGGCAUACAAGGGUGUAUGGCGGGGGUCCGUGCCUGGCGUGUCGGUUGGCCAGGGAGAGGGAUCCGACUAUUCCUGGGGGGUUUUAUGGAGAAAAUGUUCCAGUUGAGGAGAGGAGGUAUUAG